Sinocyclocheilus anshuiensis is the source of this 1380-nucleotide messenger RNA. RefSeq names its product calcium permeable stress-gated cation channel 1-like. The record is from RefSeq and is a predicted model, not a curated record. The transcript is spliced from 13 exons. Lineage: Eukaryota; Metazoa; Chordata; Actinopteri; Cypriniformes; Cyprinidae. Bases 100 to 1380 code for a protein of 426 amino acids. Gene Ontology annotation, cellular component: plasma membrane. Gene Ontology annotation, molecular function: calcium-activated cation channel activity.
CAGACAGACAGAAGCAUCUAACCGGACAUAAACCACAGGAGGUGUUUGAAAGUGAUGCUUUGACAGUUUGAAGGGCUUCCUGAGACUCGCGCCACUGCCAUGGUGGUGCGCUCUGACCUGUUGGGUACGGCUCAGCUGGCGUUUGAGUCCUGGCCUGCAGGCAGUGGCAGUUCUGUGGAGGAGCUGGACGUCAGGAGUUUCCUGGGCUCACUGAUGGAGGAGAACAGCACAGCGGAGAGAUGUUAUCGCUCUCACUCCCGCAGCAGCGUCCUGCAAGGCCUGCCCUUCGGAGGAGUCCCCACCGUCCUCGCCAUCAACGUUGUUCUGUGGCUGUUCCUGCUUCUAAUCUUCUCCUGUUUGAGGAAAGCAGCGUGGGACUACGGUCGCCUGGCUCUGCUUAUGGAAAAUGACAGCUUGACAUCACUAUUCUAUGGAGAACAAAGUGAGAAAGAGAAAACCCCAUCAGAAUCCAGCCCAUCAGACUCAGAGACCAAGGACAUGGGCUUCUGUUCCUGGCUCACAUCUCUGUACCACAUGAAGGAUGAAGAGAUCCGCAGUAAAUGUGGCAUUGACGCGAUCACAUACCUGUCUUUCCAGCGUCAUAUUAUUCUGCUCAUGACGGUGGUGUGUUUGCUGUCGCUCACCAUCAUCUUGCCUGUCAACCUCUCUGGAAACCUCCUAGGAGAUAGCCCACAGAAUUUCGGCCGAACAACAGUGGUUAAUGUUCCUGCACAGAAUGCAUUUCUGUGGCUGCACAGCAUCUUUGCUCUGCUGUAUUUUGUGAUCACAGUACUGUGCAUGGCCCAUCAUUCCUCACGACUGGAAUACAGAGAAGAUGAGAAGGUGGCCAGAACUCUAAUGAUAACUUCAGUUCCCAGAGAAAUCUCUGAUCCCGGACUGAUCACCAAACACCUGCAUGAAGCCUACCCUAGCUGCACCGUCACAGACAUCCGGUUCUGCUUUGAUGUACAAAAACUAAUGAAGCUGGACUCAGAAAGGCGAAAAGCAAUGAAAGGAAGGCUGUACUUCACAACCAAAGCUCAGAAGGAAGGCAGGAUCAUGAUAAAGUCUCACCCCUGUGCACAGAUCUUCUGCUGUGAUAUAUGUGGCUUUGAACAGGUGGAUGCGGAGCAGUAUUACAGUGAACUGGAGGAGAAACUGACAGAUGAGUUUAAUGCAGAGAAGAACCGUAUCUCUAUGAAGAGGCUGGGCAUUGCCUUUGUUACCUUCAGAGAUGAGAGAAUGACUGCCGUUAUUGUGAAAGACUACGGCCGAGUUCGGUGCCGCCACAGACCCCAGCAGUCCAGCAUUACCACAGUGGUGCGGUCCCAUCAGUGGGGUGUUUCUUACGCCCCGGCCCCUAAUGACAUCAUCUGGUGA